AUGCGAAAUGUGGCGAGGGACCUGCCUCCGGAAGAGCUCUGGGGGGGGAGCACACCCCCGCCACAAACCUGGUCUAUCACCCCAUUUUUCCCGUCGCCCUCCCCAUCUCUGCCGGUUGUGGGUUCCGGACCAGCAACGCCACCCACAACGUUUCCUCGGACCUCUCCAUCCGGUAACAACCCACCAACGCCCCGUACCAGAACAACACCGUACAGAGCAGCGCACCAGCGCGGCACCAGCCCGCUGCGUACCACUCUGGCACUGCAGUGGAAUCUAAACAGGUUUUUCAACAACAUCUGCGACCUGGAACUGCUAGUAGCCAAUUCCGAACCUCUGGCCAUAGCACUCCAGGAAAUCCACAGGACCACGCCGACUGGCAUGGACCGCGCUCUCGGCGGUCGCUAUAAGUGGUUCGCGGACGUAAACCAGAACGCCUACCAAUCGGCUGCUGUUGGCGUGCUAAAAGACAUCCCCACCACAGAAAUACUCGUCGACGCUGGAAUCCCGAUGGUAGCCGUCAGAGUCGAAUGGCCAUUUCCACUAACCAUCGCAUCCCUAUACAUUCCGAAUGGGAAACACAAGGACUUACGCAACAAGUUGGUGGGUACCUUCGAAAGCCUACCAGCCCCGGUGCUUAUUCUCGGAGACGUGAACGGCUACCACCACUCCUGGGGUAGCCGUUCCGACAACACCCGCGGCAAACUAGUUUUCAGCGCUGCUUCGGAUACGGGUCUAACCGUUCUCAAUGAUGGCUCACCCACUUUCCGGCGUGGAACAACGGAGUCAGCCAUCGACGUAUCGCUAGCGUCGAGCGUUAUUGUAGGCAAGCUCCUCUGGUCCUCGGACGAUGACUCGCGAGGAAGCGACCACAUGCCCAUCAUGUUGGCGCUCAACGGCAAACCUGAAGAAAUCUCCAGAAGACCGAGGCGCAAAGCUCUCCGAGCGCUAAAAAGGGGAAAAGACCAACUGCAAGUAGGACACCCUGACCUCGAAGAACUCCGUACGGAUUACCAAGCCGCCCGCAACGAGUGCCGGCAAACCAUCAGGGAAGAAAAAGAGAAGAGCUGGACAAACUUUCUGGACGGAAUCAACAGCAACCAACCCUCCGCCGAGCUUUGGCGUCGAGUGAAUUGCUUCCAAGGCAAGCGCAAAGCAAAAGGCAUCUCCCUCAAGAUCAACGGCACCGUACAACGCGACCCCUCCGCCGUAGCGGACGCCCUAGCUGACGAAUUCGGAAGACACGCAUCGUACCUGGAGUACCCGGAUCACUUCCGGAAAACACACCGUGACCCAUCCUCGGAAAUCAGCGCGAUCCAGAUCCCACCCGACAGCGGAGAAGAAUUCAACAGGCCCUUCACGUUCGCUGAGCUGGAGUACGCCCUCCAGAAGGGAAAGGGCAAGUCAGCCGGCCCUGACGACCUGGGCUACCCCAUGUUGAAUCACCUGCCCGUCGGCGGAAAAACCAUCCUCCUCAUCUCCAUCAACAAGGAGUGGCAAGAAGGAACGCUCCCGACACAAUGGAAGUCCAGCUUCGUCAUGCCCAUUUCGGAAGGCCGCGGCUCUCCCAACGACGUCGACAACUACCGACCCAUCGCCCUCACCAGCGUAGUCUCCAAGAUAAUGGAGAGUAUGGCCAAUCGAAGGAUCAUCGAGCUACUGGAGAAAGGCGGCCACCUGGAUAACAGGCAACACGCGUUCCGACCAGGCAAGGGUACCAACACCUACUUCGCCGCACUGGGUCAAAUACUGGACGACGCCAGAAGGAAAGGGCACCACGUCGAAAUGGCAUCGUUGGACCUCUCGAAGGCGUACAACCGCACCUGGACACCCGGUGUACUAAAAAAACUGAAGUCGUGGGGGAUCACCGGCAACAUGAAACCAAACAUCAAGAGCAACCAAGGAAGAAACCGGGGUCCCCCAGGGCUCAGUAAUUGCCUCUUCCUCAUCGCGAUGGAAGGCGUCUUCGACCGACUACCGAAAGGGAUAUACAUCCUGGUGUACGCCGACGACGUCCUGCUGGUGGUUACAGGAAAGCACCCCAAGGCUACGCGGCGGAAACUACAAGCGGCCGUCAACGACGUGGCCAAAUGGGCCAAAUCAGCCGGCUACGUUAUGUCUGCGGGUAAGUGUUCCCGAGCCCAUAUAUGCAGCAUCAACCAUCGACCUCCAACCCAACCCAUCGCCAUCGACAAAUUCCCCAUCUCUUCCAAGAAAACCUGCAAGAUCCUCGGUGUCACAGUGGACAGGAAACUCAAUUUCAGUGACCACUGCAACCGAGUACGGGGUGAAUGUGCAUCCAGAAUCAACAUCGUAAAGAGCAUUUCAAAAAGAAGAUCUAGGAGCGACCGCCCAACGCGGCUCCGAGUAGCGAAUGCAAUCAUCUGCAGCCGACUCCUCUACGGCAUCGAGCUGAGCAGCCUCAACCUUGACAACCUCAUCGCCCUGCUAGGGCCAACAUAUAACAGGAUAGUCUCCGGACUGCUUCCGUCGACUCUGGCGGACGUGGCCUGCGCUGAGGCCGGUGUGCUACCCUUCCGUUUCCAAGCCACCGCCGCCCUCUGCAGCAGGGCCAUCGGUCACUCCGAGAGAACAAAAGCAAGCCAAAACCACGACCACCUCAACGACAACGCCAACACGGCUCUCCACAACCUCUGCGGUAAAAACAUCCCCAAGAUCGCCGGCCUCCGACGCCUGGGACCGAGACACUGGCAAACCCCCCCUCCUAAAGUAGACCUCAAGCUCAAAGAACGCCUCUCAAGAAACUCAAACCCAGCUGUAGCACAGGAAACCUUCAAAAACCGCAUCCGGGAAAGGUACCAGAAACACGACAUCCGAUUCACGGACGGCUCCAAGGCUGCCGGCAGAGUCGGCAUCGGAAUUUACUCCUCCACCCUCGAUGAAUCGUACCGACUGUCGGACCGUUGCACGGUCUACUCAGCUGAAGCAGCCGCAAUCUUCAGGGCCAUGGCCAUACCCAGCACACUGCCGAUCCUCAUCGUUUCGGACUCGGCUAGUGUCCUAACAGCCCUGGCGUCAUCAGCCAGCAAGCAUCCAUGGAUCCAAGCGAUCGAAUCAGUAGCCAACCGCAACACCACGCUCCUCUGGGUAUCCGGCCACGCAGGAAUACCCGGCAACGAAUAUGCAGACGCACUGGCCAAUCUCGGAAGAAGCGACGGCUUUAUGAGCAGAGAAGUCCCGGCACCGGACGCCAAACUGUGGGUAAAAACAGAAAUCGCCACAGCAUGGGCAAAGGACUGGCGACGGCAGAGAAACUUCUGUCGCAUGCUGAAGAACGCAAGUGCCCUCACCAACAACAACAUCUCCAAAGCCUACUCGGCCCUGCAAAACAACCCGCUGGACGAGAGGAACACAAUCAACUUCCUCAAAGACGCCUACCUCUACACUAGAAUAUAA
Molecule: messenger RNA, 3414 nt
Organism: Armigeres subalbatus
Lineage: Eukaryota; Metazoa; Arthropoda; Insecta; Diptera; Culicidae
Exons: 4
Coding region: 1-3414 (1137 amino acids)
Molecular function (GO): nucleic acid binding; RNA-DNA hybrid ribonuclease activity
Source: RefSeq, a predicted model, not a curated record